Molecule: messenger RNA, 3184 nt
Organism: Pelobates fuscus (common spadefoot toad)
Lineage: Eukaryota; Metazoa; Chordata; Amphibia; Anura; Pelobatidae
Gene: LEPROT
Product: leptin receptor overlapping transcript
Exons: 4
Coding region: 79-474 (131 amino acids)
Biological process (GO): late endosome to vacuole transport via multivesicular body sorting pathway; negative regulation of growth hormone receptor signaling pathway
Cellular component (GO): endosome
Source: RefSeq, a predicted model, not a curated record
CAGACACUUCCUGCUUCCUCCCUGUGUGAGUCAGGAAGCAGACUCAGUAAACACUCAAACUCAACUCCUGCUCCAGACAUGGCUGGCAUUAAAGCACUUGUCGGUUUGUCGUUUACUGGAGCCAUUGGACUUACGUUUCUUAUGCUGGGAUGUGCCUUGGAAAGUUACAGGAUAUAUUGGCCUUUGUUUGUCUUGAUAUUUUAUGUCAUCAGUCCAAUCCCGCAUUUUAUUGCCACACGCCUCAGUGAUGAUACAGAUGCUGCAAGCAGUGCCUGCCGAGAACUGGCUUUCUUCUUCACCACUGGAAUCGUGGUCUCUGCGUUUGGUUUCCCGAUUAUUCUAGCUAGAGUCGAAGUGAUACAAUGGGGUGCGUGUGGACUGGUCCUCGCUGGCAAUGCAGUUAUUUUCCUUACGAUCCUUGGAUUUUUUAUUGUUUUUGGAAGAGGUGACGACUUUAGCUGGGAGCAGUGGUAAAGACUGUAAAACCAAUAGGGAUUUUUUUUCCUUCUUUUUUUUCACAGAAUUACACCAAUCCCUGCUCUCGUAUGCAUACUCAUCCCAUGCGUACAUUAACGGUGGCCUGAUCUAAAUGAUGCCAGGUUCUGUUUCACAUUUCUUAUUAAGGCUACUGUUAUUGUAUUUGUUCCUUUUUGUUUUAAGUUUCUCUCCUUUUUGUAAAUAUAUAUAAUUUAAUAUAAGACAAUUACACAUCCUAUCUACAGUAAUAAAAGCAUUAACCGUUGUUGACAAAACUGUAUGUUGCCCGUGGUUUGAAGAAGGCCCGUCACUUGGAACCCUACAGGUUAUUGGUCAUGCAAAUAUCAUAAUGGCGAAAAGGGGUAUUUGUAUUUGUGCUAAAUUCACUUUUAUGAGUAUAUCCCCCAAACUUCUGUCUCUUUCUGUAACCCAACACGGACCUCUGCAAUACUUUUCUUGACAAUCAAAGAGUUAAACUGACCGACAACGGCCAUGAUGUAUAAGAGUAAAAACGCCCAGGCUGGCGAGAUCUGCAAUCUACACGUGAUGGCCAACAUUCCGUAAUUAAACCGUAUAUCCAAGGGUUUACUGGUGAUUAUAUGACAUGUCACUGUGCUGACACUUAAUUUUGUAUGGUUUCCAUUUUGUAGAACACAAACUGUGUGAGCUCUCCUGACUGAAUGGGUCUCUAUUUACUGAACAGUGUAUUGUUGUUAAUGAAUAUUGAACUGCAAAAUUUAGGCCAAAACAGACCAAUUAGAAAAGUCUUGUCUUCCUGGCUAAAAUUCAGUAGUUUAUUCACCACCGUUCACUGUUUAGCGAAAACACGCAACAAGUCAUUUUGUUGAAUAUGCACUUUUUUUAUAUGACUAUAAAAUAAUGGGCUACAUUUCAUAAUCCUUAUACUGAAAAGAUAACUUCAUAAUAUAUAUAUUUUUUAAUUAUUAUAUGUGGUAUUCCUUAUUGUUUUUAGAAUACCGCUCUCCCUUUUUUAUUUAUUUGAAGUUUUUAAAAUUUGCUAUUACAUUUACCUUUAUUCCAGUGCUGAGAUAGACACCUCACUGCAGUCCAGUCCUCCUCCAACAAAGUCCUCAACCCUUAUCACUUCCGUUCAGUGAGUUGCUUCCUAUUGAGAAGCAUUAAGGACACAUGGCGCAUGUAUUGCAGUUGCAACAAUCUACUUCUCAUAGAGAAACGCGAGAUGUACACAGCUUUACCAAGCUAAAAUAAAUAGCCGAAAUAAAAUAAAUGCCAAGGCAGCAUCUUUUCCUGAUCUCUCCACCAUGAUGAACUGAUAUUUAAUGCAUAGCCUGUCCCUUUAUGGCACACUCCAAGCAUUGUAACACCCACAGCCUAUUGAGGUGGUUAUGGUACAAUGAUAACAGUUCCCACAGUUUCUAUAAAGCCAGUCCCUCUUUUUGGGGGGGCCUUUAUAAUUUAUUCAAUAAUCUUUGUAUUUUGGAAUUCAGAGAAACCCCUAUGUUAUGGAGUCCAAAUCGUAAGUACAGCUCUGUACAGUUCUUGUGUAUGACUCCAUCCCCAAGUAAAAUAUGCAGUAUUGCGGUUUAUAUUGAAUACUUGUAUUUGGCUCUUAUUUGUCUAUUUUUCACAAUAGCCAUAUAAAAGCAUGCAAGGGAUUGUCUGCGAUUAUUGGACUUACAGUUACUGUUCCUGAAGAAUCGUUAUCACUUUGGAAAAUGUAAAAAUGUGUGCCUUGUUUGCCUUUAAAACUCUUUUUGAUAUAAACUAUAAUAAAAUCAACCAUGUUUAUACAUUUAAAAAUGGUUUUCAAAUCCACCCUUUUUUAAAUCUCCUGCACACCCACAGAGUCUGGAUUUCCUGGUAGAAAUUUAUUGUUAUAUUUAACAUCUCUGAUCACAUCAGCACAGCCCUCGUGUGUGCCACACCUGAGUAGUCUUAAGAGCUGGCACUCUAAAUAUGUGUAACUUUUUACAUACAACAAAAGCAGGUGCUGGUGUUACUUUUUUGUAUGUGAUUAAAAAAAAAAAAAAAAAAAUUAUUUAAAUAAAGUUCAGUCAAAAACCAUUUCCUAACAUGACCUCUAAAACAAAGGCAGGUGCACUGAAUCCACAUCAACUCUAUUUGCCCCACAAAACCACCAACAGUUGGCAGAGAUGCUGCCAAAUCUGCUUGCCCAGGAUACGUAAUGAAAUGAACCUUCCUAAUUACGCCCCCCUCCCCUUUGUUUUGUUUUCAGAUAACUAAAACAUAUUGGUAAAACCCAAAGGGACUAAACCUAUAACUACAUAGCAUCAUUACCACUCCAAAAACCCACAGUGGUUUUGGUGUUUGGAAUGUCACUUUAAGGUUAAAGUAAACUUAAAAAUGUAUGUUUUUUAUAUAUUAACGUCAAACAGUACUGCUUUUUAUAACUGACAUUGUAUGUAUACCACCAAUAUUGUUUCUUCUCUCUUAUUACAUAAUAGAGAAAUUAUAUUCUGUUUUUAAAUCUUGGUGGGGAGGGGGGGUUUAUUGAUUUUUUUUUUUUUUUGAACAUUCAUUUCUUUUUGAAAUGUAAGUCUCUUUUUGAACAAGCUGUUUUCUUUAUAAAAAAAAAGGAAAACUAUUUACUGUUUGUUUUUGCUGCAGUGUAUUCAAUUACUUGCGAAUGUUAAGUUGCAUACUGCUAUUGCAUUUGACAUGUUAACGUUGUGCAUUAUAUAAAUAUUAACACUGCAAUACGCAA